This is a messenger RNA of Hevea brasiliensis (rubber tree), 1142 nucleotides long. Its product is annotated as probable pectin methylesterase CGR3. Gene Ontology annotation, biological process: pectin metabolic process. Lineage: Eukaryota; Viridiplantae; Streptophyta; Magnoliopsida; Malpighiales; Euphorbiaceae. The coding region runs from base 170 to 958 and encodes 262 amino acids. The transcript is spliced from 7 exons. Gene Ontology annotation, molecular function: methyltransferase activity. The record is from RefSeq and is a predicted model, not a curated record.
UUUUUUUUUAGAAAAUAUUUUUGUCCAGUUAUUAUGAAAAUAAAAGUGCAUAAACAAAUAAAUAAAAGAUGAGCUGAAAAUAAUACCAUAAACAGAUCUGCGUAAUGUUUUAAAAGCUGUCAAAAAUCAACCUAUUUUUGUCAAUUCUUGAUCUCAGGAAUAGAUAGCAAUGUCAAGGAGGCCAGGAAAUCCCGCUAGACGCGUAGCUGAGGGUGGAAGCCUCCCUUUUGUUGGAUCUGUACACUCGAAAUCACGUUCGUCGCCUUUGCUAUCUAUUGGCCUUGUGGUUGUGGGUGCAAUUCUUCUGAUAGUAUAUUGUUGCAGUGGCUCAGGUGGACAUAUCAGUGAAAGAGAAGCUUUCAGCAAAUUGGAAGGUAGUGGCUCAUGCGCAUUAGAAGUUCAAAGAGCAAUACCUAUCCUGAAGAAAACUUAUGGUGACAGCAUGCGUAAAGUAAUGCACCUAGGCCCUGACACUUGUUCUGUAGUACUGAAGUUGUUGAAAGAAGAAGAAACAGAAGCCUGGGGUGUGGAACCAUAUGACUUAGAUGAUGUUGAUGCCAACUGCAAGAAUCUUGUGCGCAAAGGCAUUGUGCGUGUUGCUGAUGUCAAGUUUCCCCUGCCAUACCGGGCAAAAUCAUUUUCUCUUGUUAUAAUUUCAGAUGCGUUGGAUUACUUGUCUCCUAGAUAUCUCAACAAAACUCUACCUGAAUUGGCAAGGGUGUCUUCUGGUGGUGUUGUUAUAUUUUCUGGCUAUCCAGGUCAGCGUAAAGCAAAGGUUGCUGAUUUAUCUAAGUUUGGCCGUCCAGCCAAAUUUCGGAGCUCAACAUGGUGGAUAAGGUACUUUCUUCAGAACAGCUUAGAAGAGAAUGAAGCUGCUGCAAAGAAGUUUGAGCAGGCUUCAGUAAAAAGGUCAUAUAAGCCUACCUGCCAAGUUUUCCAUCUCAAGUCAUAUCGAUGAGAAUCUCUACAUCAUAACAAGUCUUUGCUCUUUCUGCUUCUUGGCAAAAACCAUGCCAGUAAGCACCUUAAGCUCCCAUAGGGUAAAUUAUUUUGUUGAAAUCACAUUUGCUUUGUUCUGUCAUCAUACAGUAAAUGAUAAUUUAUUUACCUUGGAAAUGAGCAUGCUGAAUUCGAUUCUACAA